CUUUUUUUUUAUUAAUAAGUAUAAUAUUAUGUUUAUUAUGAUUAAAGGAGGAGUUAAUAUUUAUCGUUAGUUUGAUUAGCUCGUGACUUUCAGAUGUGAAUAGGAUUUCAAGACCACAUUUGUUGCAUCAGCCAUCAACUUUAUGAAAUCACGAACUGACAUUACUGCAAAGUACUUACAAGUAACAACAAAAGAUUAAAUAAAGUGCCAACAAAGACAAACCAUCGAGUGUCAACAGUUGAUGCGAAUGCGUUAUCAACACGAUGUGAUAACAUUAUUGUUAUAACUUAUAAGCAAAUCACCGGCGGACAAUAUUGAAGAAUAUUAGAAGAGUUAAGUUUGUGCGAAUAAAUACAAUUAUUUUUCAAAAAAUACAUUUAUACUCAUCAAUUGGUAUUAAUCAAAAGAAAAUGGAAAAGUUCAAGUUAGCAUCUAGAUAUGAACCGGGCCAAUUCAACGUUUGGAUUGAAUACAGUGAUUUGGCUAUGAUUACUAAGCCUUUGAAUUUGGGUCAAGGAUUUCCAGAUUAUGAACCACCAUCACGAUUUUUAAAUUUCUUAGCAGAAGUGGCUUCAGAAAAUAAUUUAUAUUCUCAUCAAUAUACACGUGGAUUGGGUCAUGUACGUUUAGUAAAUGCGUUAUCAAAACUUUAUUCAAACCUAAUUAACCGAGAAAUUGAUCCACUGAAUGAAAUAUUGAUUACGGUUGGAGCAUAUGAAGCACUUUUUUGUACUAUACAGAGUAAUAUAGAGGUUGGUGAUGAAGCGAUUAUUAUUGAGCCAUUUUUUGAUUGCUACGAACCAUUAAUACGUAUAGCUGGCGGAACUCCCAGAUUCAUAGCACUAAAGAAUACUAAGCCUAAUAGUUCAGAAUCACAUUCGAGUGAUUGGAAGCUCGAUCCUGAAGAACUGGCAUCAUUAUUCAAUUCCAAAACCAAACUCAUCAUCGUAAAUACACCACAUAAUCCAUUGGGAAAAGUAUUUGAUUACRACGAGUUAAAAAUGAUUGCAGAUUUGGCCAAAAAACAUAAUGCUCUAGUUAUUUCUGAUGAGGUAUAUGAGUGGUUGGUGUACGAGCCAGCAAAGCACAUAAGAAUUGCUUCACUUCCUGACAUGUGGGAAAGAACAAUUACAAUUGGGUCUGCUGGAAAAACAUUUAGUAUGACUGGUUGGAAACUUGGAUGGGCAUAUGGUCCAGCUAAUCUUAUAAAAAAUCUAGUUGUUGUUCAUCAAACUGCAAUUUAUACAUGUGCAACUCCAGUUCAAGAAGCUGUUGCUAGAGGUUUUGAACAUGAAAUCAGUGUCCUUGGCACAUCAGAAAGUUAUUUUCAAAAUUUAUGCAAAGAAUUAAAACCAAAAAUGCAUUUUCUGUCUAAUGUAUUAAAAGAAACUGGCUUCAAACCUAUUAUCCCUGAUGGAGGAUAUUUUAUUAUUUCAAAUUGGACCAUAUUUGAAAAUAAAAUAGAUUUAAGCCUGGAAACUGAUAAAUACAAGGACUUACAGUUUACUAAGUGGCUUUCCAAAAAUGUCAAACUUCAAACUAUACCAUUUUCAAUCUUUUUCUCCGAAAAGAGUAAACCAAUGGCUGAAGACUAUAUGCGACUUUGUUUCUUCAAAAAAGAUGAAACUUUAAAGGAAGCUGAUAAAUUGUUAACUACAUGGACAAGGAAAUUAUUUUGAAAGCCUAAAAGUUAACUAAACUUUAAAAUUGUUUUUGGCAAUAAUUAAUUUUAGUACAAGAAUUAUUCUUAUAUAUACAUAUUAAUGUGUAUAGAAAAUUUU
Messenger RNA from Diuraphis noxia (Russian wheat aphid), 1781 nucleotides. Its product is annotated as kynurenine aminotransferase-like. Lineage: Eukaryota; Metazoa; Arthropoda; Insecta; Hemiptera; Aphididae. Gene Ontology annotation, cellular component: mitochondrion; cytoplasm. The record is from RefSeq and is a predicted model, not a curated record. Gene Ontology annotation, biological process: biosynthetic process. Gene Ontology annotation, molecular function: pyridoxal phosphate binding; L-kynurenine:2-oxoglutarate transaminase activity.